AUGGUGAUGACAUCAGCUUUCCUCGCUGCAGCUCUGAUUGCUGCUUGCAACCUCCCCGACUCCGUGUCCGGCCACAAGGAUCCCACGCGCCGCGCCCUCUCCAUCGACCAACGCAAGCUCUUCGCUCUCAACGCCAAGCGUGGUCUUGAGGAAUGCGGCAGCUCCACGAACUGUUCGACUCGGAGGGUGAAGGCGAUUCUUGAGCCUGAGGUCACCUACGGACCCUACUACGUGCUCGGUGAACGCAUUCGCACUGACAUGACGGAGGAUCAGGAUGGCGUCCCGAUGAUCAUCGACGUCCAAGUGAUCGACGUGAGCAACUGUGAGCCCGUGUCGGACAUGUACGUCAACUUCUGGCACGCGAAUGCGACUGGUGUGUACUCUGGAGUGGUGGCCGAGGGCAACGGUGACAACAGUGAUACGUCCAACCUCAACGCCACCUUGUUGCGUGGCGUGGCCAAAACGGACGAGGACGGAGUCGCUCAGAUGACGUCCAUCUUCCCGGGCCACUACGAAGGACGCGCCACGCACCUGCACUUCAUCGGUAAAUACGGCGGUACCGAGCAGGGAAACGCCACGUACUCCGGCGGCUCUGUCGCUCACGUCGGCCAGUUCUUCUUCGACCAAACUCUCAUUUCUGCGGUGGAUAAAAUCCCUCCGUAUUCGACGAACACCCAAAGCGUCACACAAAACGCCGUCGACAAAUGGCUCAUUGCGGCUGCAGAAGAAGACUACGACCCCAUCAUGAACUACGCUCUCCUGGGUGCCACUGAGGCCGACGGCUUAUUCGUGUGGAUCUCGCUGGCCGUGAACAUGUCGGCUGCCCAGGAAGUCCAGGAGGCCGCUAUCCUCACAGCUAACGGAGGUGUCAUCUCCUCCAACUCCGUUCUUGGUGGAGGUGGUGGCAGUGGUUUUGGUGGAUCAAAGCCGGAUGGCAGCUUCCCUGAUGCCCCGGACACUUCCUCCAGCACUUCGAGCAGCGGCACCAGCAGCACGACGACCACGGCGUCAAGCGCCUCCGCCGUCUCGGUAUCUCUGGCCGUUGCCAUGCUGAUGCUGUCUGCUUUUGCGCCUCUGGUUCUGGGAAUGCUUUAA
Molecule: messenger RNA, 1095 nt
Organism: Phytophthora sojae
Lineage: Eukaryota; Oomycota; Peronosporomycetes; Peronosporales; Peronosporaceae
Exons: 2
Coding region: 1-1095 (364 amino acids)
Molecular function (GO): ferric iron binding; oxidoreductase activity, acting on single donors with incorporation of molecular oxygen, incorporation of two atoms of oxygen
Source: RefSeq, a predicted model, not a curated record